Arvicanthis niloticus (Nile rat) is the source of this 1321-nucleotide messenger RNA. RefSeq names its product non-homologous end joining factor 1 (gene Nhej1). Lineage: Eukaryota; Metazoa; Chordata; Mammalia; Rodentia; Muridae. Gene Ontology annotation, molecular function: DNA end binding. Gene Ontology annotation, cellular component: nucleus; DNA ligase IV complex. Gene Ontology annotation, biological process: double-strand break repair via nonhomologous end joining. The record is from RefSeq and is a predicted model, not a curated record.
UUUCAGUUUGCGCACCAGGGCAGGCCUGCCGUGUGGAGGGUGGGCGUUCCCGCAGCCGUUGACGAUGGAAGAACUAGAGCAAGGCCUGUUGAUGCAGCCAUGGGCAUGGUUACAACUUGCUGAGAACUCACUCUUGGCCAAGGCGUCUAUCACCAAGCAUGGUUAUGCCUUGCUGAUUUCGGAUCUUCAACAGGUGUGGCAUGAACAGGUGGACACUUUCGUGGUCAGCCAGCGAGCCAAGGAACUGAACAAGCGUCUCACCGCUCCCCCUGCAGCUUUUCUUCGUCACCUGGAUGAAGUGCUUCGCCCACUGUUUACAGAUUCUGCUCACCAGGAUGCUGCUCACCCUAGAGAAGCUACUUUCUCCUAUGACCGAGGAGAGGAGGUACUGAUUCUGCGGGUGCAGAGUGAACUCUCUGGUCUCCCCUUCAAUUGGCAUUUCCACUGUAUUCCAGCUAGUUCUUUAUUGGUCUCUCAGCAUUUGAUCUGUCCUCUGAUGGGUGUGAGCCUGGCAUUGCAGAGUCAUGUGAGGGAGCUAGCAGCAUUGCUUCGGAUGAAGGACCUUGAGAUCCAGGCCUACCAGGAGAGUGGGGCUGUGCUGAGCCGAAGUCGAUUGAAGACAGAGCCAUUUGAAGAAAAUUCUUUCUUGGAACAGUUUAUGGUAGAGAAAUUGCCAGAGGCAUGUGCUGUUGGUGAUGGAAAGCCGUUUGCCAUGAAUCUGCAGAGUCUGUAUGUGGCAGUUACAAAACAGCAGAUCCAAGCAAGGCAGGAGCAGAAAGGCUCUGGAGAAACUCAGACAUCAAGCAGCACCUCCCCUCAAGGAACUGAUAACCAGCUUCUGAACCAGCCAGAACAGCCCAUCUCUCCCACUCCAACCUUCUCAGAGCCUGAAUAUGAGCCUGAGGCUGCUUCAGGUCCUAUUCAUAGGGCUCAGCUGGUAAAGUCCAAGAGGAAGAAGCCCAGGGGACUCUUCAGUUAGUUUGCCAUGUCUCAGCCACCAAGAAGAGAGCAAAACUGCUUCCUACCAUCACCCAGAAAGAAGCUUUCAUGGCAGAGCAUCCCUCAGAGGCCUGAGUUUGUGUUGAAUGGGGACUUCACCAAUGGAAGCCUGACUCCAACUCACUGGCAUUCCGGAUAUGAGUGAAGCCAGCUCAUAUGGUAGUGUUCUUUCUCUAGAACUAGCACCCUAUGGCAAACUUAGAUACAUGAAGCAAGAUUACAAAGAAGCGCAUACCCAGGACACCUGGCUGCCUUUCUCUGGGGUCUCUCUCCAGUCUGACAUGCCCCUUAGAAAAUCGCUCCUCCCUCAACACAGAAUAAA